Messenger RNA from Mugil cephalus (flathead mullet), 1293 nucleotides. Its product is annotated as signal-regulatory protein beta-2-like. The transcript has 5 exons. The coding region runs from base 1 to 900 and encodes 299 amino acids. The record is from RefSeq and is a predicted model, not a curated record. Gene Ontology annotation, biological process: response to bacterium. Lineage: Eukaryota; Metazoa; Chordata; Actinopteri; Mugiliformes; Mugilidae.
AUGAUUGUGUUAUGGAUUACACUGCUUUGUCUUCAUCCAGUAUAUACGCUGCUUCCAGUGAAAACAGUUCAUCUUGGUGAACCAGCCACAUUUACAUGUGUUAUACCAAGCAUAGAUAUCAGCGACAGAAAAAUCCACUGGUACAAGCAGAGUGUUGGAGAUUCUCUCAAUAUAAUUGUAACAUUGUUUGAAUCUGCAACAGAGUACGCACCAAACGUUUCAAAAUCAAGAUUUGACUUACGUACUGAUAACAGUUUUAGUAACCUGACCAUUAUGAGCACAGUUGAAGAGGAUGAAGGAAUGUACCACUGUGGAGUCACACAGUGGAUAAAGACUAAAUGGAGUGGGACAUAUUUGUUAGUAGAAGGAAACACUGAGAGGACUGUUGUUCAGACAGUAUCAGAUCCAGUCCGUCCAGGAGACUCAGUGACUCUCCAGUGUUCAGUCCUCUCUGACUCUGAGAACAAGAUGUGUCCAGGAAAUCUCAGUGUGUUGUGGUUCAGAGCUGGAUCACAGACUCAUCCAAACAUCAUCUACACGGAUGGAGAUAUUAGUAACAAAUGUGAGAAGAGAUCUGAGACUCAGAAGAGAUGUGUCUACAGCUUCUCUAAGGACGUCAGCUCCUCUGAUGCUGGGACUUACUACUGUGCUGUGGCCACAUGUAGAGAGAUAUUAUUUGGAAAUGGAACUAAACUGGAGACCGGUUCUGAAUUAGUUGCGCUGGUGAUAACAACAAUCUGCUUGGCCAUAUCUAUGAUCGCACAUUUUGUUUUCAUCUGUUGUCAAACUCCAAGAGCAAUGUGUGAACAAUAUGAAGGAAUAGAAAGCACCUCUUCACAAGUUCUAUUUGUCUGGUGGGAAAACUACAAGACAAAUGAAGCAGAAAAGACUCAAGAGUGAAGGAAAUGUUUCUUUCCCUGGAUAUGUGAAUAUGAGUUUGUGUUUCUGUGGGCUGGUUUGUCGCUCUAACCCUUUGUGUGAGUAACAAAAAAUGUUGUGGGUUGUUAUUUUAUUUUACUUUAUUUUUUAGCAAGAAAGGGAUGUUUCAUCAUAAAAGUCAAAGACACAGUUCCAUGCUUCCACUUUUUUACCGGGAUAACAUUAUGACGUUUUAUAUACACUUAUUUUUAUUUUAAGCCUGGUUUUAUAUUUUUUAUAUGUAUAUGAAGAAAAUCUAAAUCCUCAGACCUAUAAUGACUUAGUGAUAAUAUUAACUUCAUGUUGUAUUUCUUGUGUACUUUUUUUUUUAUAUCACACAGUACUUCAAAACAAUAAUAAUAGUUAUUCUUUAUU